GCUCUCUCAAGCCAUAUUAUAGGUCUGUCUACCCUAUCCUCGCCCACCUUACUAGAGCACAACACCAUAAAGAUAAUGUAUGCAUCACUCAAAUUCGGAAACAUCUGUAACCAUACCUAUUCCUUCUGAAUAACAAAGAGGGAGACAUGGCGUUUAUUUUCUAGACCUAGUUCCGAUAUUUUUGUGUCUUUUGUUGAAAAUGAACUGUGGGAUUUCCGCAAUGUGUACCAAGCUUCUGCUGCAACAUGUCAAAGGCAAAGCGAUGAAUGCGUGGCUGUUGCUAGCUCUUCUCGGAGUCUGUGUGGCGUCAUUUGGGCCCAGUACAAAGGAGGAUGAGGACUAUGAAGACGUCCCCAUAAAUAAGACCUGGGUUUUAUCGCCCAAGGUCUAUGAGAGCGAUGUCACCUUGAUCUUAAAUAGAUUGCUGCAGGGCUAUGACAACAAACUCCGUCCUGACAUUGGAGUUAGGCCUACAGUGAUUGAGACAGCGGUGUAUGUCAACAGCAUCGGACCAGUCGAUCCUAUCAACAUGGAGUACACCAUAGACAUCUUCUUUGCCCAGACGUGGUAUGACAGUCGCCUUAAGUUCAACAGCUCCAUGAAAGUCCUGAUGCUCAACAGUAACAUGGUGGGAAAGAUCUGGAUUCCUGACACCUUCUUCCGGAAUUCUAGAAAGUCUGACGCCCACUGGAUCACCACUCCGAACCGUCUGCUGCGACUGUGGAACAAUGGGAGAGUGAUGUACACGCUGAGGUUGACUAUUAAUGCGGAAUGCUACCUUAAGCUGCAUAACUUUCCUAUGGACGAGCACUCGUGUCCGCUGGAGUUUUCGAGCUAUGGCUAUCCUAAAAAUGAGAUUCUGUACCGUUGGCAAAAGCGUUCCGUGGAAGUGGCCGACCAAAGGUACUGGAGACUCUACCAGUUUGCGUUCGUCGGUUUACGAAACACAUCAGAUGUGGCGCAUACACAGUCAGGUGAAUAUGUCAUCUUGACAAUAUUUUUUGACCUGAGUCGGCGAAUGGGCUACUUCACUAUUCAGACGUACAUCCCCUGCAGCAUGAUUGUGGUGCUGUCAUGGGUCUCUUUCUGGAUCAAUAAAGAUGCUGUCCCUGCCAGAACCUCCUUAGGAAUCACCACGGUGCUUACCAUGACAACGCUGAGCACCAUCUCCAGGAAGUCGCUUCCCAAGGUAUCCUAUGUGACAGCCAUGGACCUGUUUGUGUCUGUCUGCUUCAUCUUCACGUUUGCUGCUCUGAUGGAAUAUGGGACUCUACACUACUUCACCAGCAACAGGCAGAGCAAGAAGGAUACGGACAAAAAACCACAGAAAUCCAGCAGCUUGGUGAACAUUAGGCCAGGGACGUCACUGCUCCAGAUGAAUAACAUCGCCCCCUACCAAGACGAGGAUGAUUACGCCUACGAGUGUCUGGAUGGGAAGGACUGCACCAGCUUCUUCUGCUGCUUCGACGACUGUCGCUCCGGAGCAUGGCGCGAAAACCGGAUGCAUGUCCGAGUUUCAAAGAUCGAUUCCUACUCACGAAUAUUCUUCCCCACUGCCUUCGGCCUUUUCAACCUGGUCUACUGGAUCGGGUAUUUGUACUUAUAAAUCUAGUCUAGAAAAGAGGAGAAAUAGCCUUUUACUUCAGAGAAAACAGGUCAAAAUAUUUGUUUACUCUCUUUACUUGCUAUUCUUGGCACUGUUGAGGAUAAGAUGGAAGGGGGGUGGGUGUACUGCUUUGAAAUUUAAAGCCAGGGUAUGAAUGGGUAAAAUAGCUUCUUCUCACCAAUAUUUGAACAGCUCCCUAUGUUUGUAUCUGUACUAUUUUUCUAGGUGUUGGCUCACAGAUGAAGGCAGCAGGGUCAGAACAGGGCGAGACUCUGGGUCAUACCCACCAGCAAUUGCAUGAUGUUAGGUUCCUAACCUCUAUGGAUUUAAGGAAUUUUAUAAAAUGGGUUGUUUGGAUGCUAGAUGCUAGUUGGGUGAUAGCAGGGAGUUAUUCAUCACAAUCCCUGGGAAAUGCCUGUUAACAGUUUAAUUUGAAUUAUCAAUGCGCAUCCACUGUCCCACAGUCCAGCCAGGCAAUUUAUAAAAAUGUAUAAACUCCCCUGGGAAAAAGUAUGUAGACAUUUUUUCCCCAAGCUACUAGGCUAGCAUUUGGUUUGUAACAGUUAGGGUUUGUUUAGACUCUAAACCUUGCUGCCUGCCUCUCUGACCUGUGCAACAAUGUUGCAGUUUAUUUUGCGAUCUGCACGGUGCCAUAGAGAGAAUGAACGUGAUGAGACUGACAGCUUCUCUGAGUUAGGCACAUUCAUUUAUUAGGAUCAUUGUAAUUGAUAUAUCAAAAUAAAUGGCAAAAGAAACCAAGGUGAAACAAACGGGAAAUUCAAAAAGUUUGCUGUCAUUUCAGCUGCUUUAAUGUGAUUGUGUGUUAACUUUACUAGUAGCUAGACUGCAUGGCAACCUUUUUUAGCUUAGAACAUUUGAAAUGGGCGACCAGCUCGUUUGUCUAGCAACUUCAGAAUCUCAGAACUAACAAUUGGCUAUUGCUUGGACUAUGUCCUCUGGUGGAAGGAUGAAAUAAAACAAAUGUAAUAAUUCAAAUAAAGUUUUUAACUAAAACGUAAUUUCUCUUUAAAAAUUAAAAAUGUUAAUAAAAGUAAUAAGGCCCUCGAACCUGGGAAUUAUUUUAAAUAACACCCUCCUGAUGGCUGUUUCCCCGGCCCGCCGCUCCACGUUGGGCCUUAGAACAGCCCUUAGUCGAAAACUAUUCACACGAUCAUUUGCAAGCCUUAUUGCUUAAUUGAUACACAAAGGUUGUGUUUUACAACAGCCUGGUUUUGUAACCUGUAACUUAUUCGAAAUUGCAAAAUCUAUUUGAAUAUAUAAAUAUACAUCAAAUAAAGUAUGCCUAUGCGAAAAAAAUAAACAGGCCUACAUUUCCCCCUUCAAUAAUUAUAUCUGACGUCAUGUUUUCUGUGCCACAUUUUUACUGUAAGCAAAAUAAAUACAACAUUUCCACCAGAGAUCGAUUCAACACAAUUUAGUUCCAUACUUAUUGAGGCAGUUCAUCAUUUGAGGUCUGAAAUAAUCAUUAGGCAUUACUUAGGCUUAGCUCCUGUAUUGACACAAAGUCAGUAAAGCAAGAAAUUAAUAGCACGUAUUUUCAUAUUAUUAUAUUCUAAUGACACAUAUUAUAUCUCCUUCUUGAUGUGAUUCCCCCAAAUUGGCAGCUGUAAAUAGCCUUCAUCAUUAUCAUAUAUAAAAGCAGCAAAAAAAGCAAGACAAGAAAAUCUACUUUUCAUUUGGCUACAUUGAAACUAGAACAAAGCUUUCCAUCACUACUCUAGGUUUAUAACCAGAGGCGGAUUGUGCUGCAAUUGUAUCAAAUUUGAUUAGCGAUGCAUAGUUAAUAAAGACAUAUUAGACUAAUUUAAACCAUAUUUAUACAACAUAGACUAACUGAAUAAUAUUCAUGCAGCUCCCAAACCCUUGACUUAUUUUGCUUGACAAGGGCGCAGUACUUACACUUUAUAAAAUGUAGCUGUGGAUAUAAUCUUCUAAGCAUAUUUUAGCUGAAGCAAUAGCAGACAUGAAUAUCUUUACUAAUAACAGCGAGAAGGGUGACUACAUUUUUGAUAAAUAGAGCAAAACUCUUAUAGUGCUUUAUUCCACACAAAACCAAAGAAACUGUUGAUAAUGACUUUGUAGCAUAAGUGUGUUUAAUGUUAUAUUCAAGAUCAAUGCGAUUCACAGUACCCCGAUGUUUGGGCGAUACUUAAGAGAAAAAGUCAAGAAGAAUGAAUUACCAAGCCUGAAAUGGACCUUACAAAUUUGAAAGUCCAGUGAUUAACGAGGGGAAAAUGACUUUAGUUUUAAUUUGAGUUAAUUUACAUAUGCAAGGUUACCCCAUAGAGUUUGCCCACAUCCGGUCCAAUUACAAGAAAAAACAAUUAUUUGAUUUACUGUAAAGAUAAUAUAGGUGAGGCAAGUUGGUUAUACACUCAGUGAAGAUGGGAGUAUUUCCAUUACAAAGAAAUUACGCUUUUUAUGCUGACUCUUGUAGGAUUCUCUCUCAUUCAUUUAUCACAACUCCUUUGAAACUGCAGCUGUACUGUAUAAAACAUGGUAAAAUUGGAAAUUCAGUCAAUGAAAGUCAACAAGGGGAGUAAAUUGUGGAGAUAAACCUUCUGAACCUCGUUUAUAGCCAUAAUAAUAGCGUUGAAUAUCUUUGAUAAUGUCAUACUCCUGGUUAUCCUCCAUUUUACAAAAUACAUUUGUAGAUGUGAUGCUUGCUGAACAUGUUAACUCUGCCUAUAAAGCUUUAAAUGUGAUGUGUUUACUUGUUUACUGAUGUGAAGAGAAUAUGAUUAUUACACUACAAGAAUGGAUUGCGUUUAUAUAGUGCUUUUUCACCAGCUUUUAAGGCACUUUGUAUUGUAAUGUCGUAACUAAGCUCAUGCACCACAAGUGAGGUGACACACAGCAGCAAUAUUGUUCAGAGCACUGUAUCAAUAAGAAGUGAUUGCAGUGGAAACGUGAGGAGAUUAGAUGAGAUCAGAUGAUUCCCCUCCUUUUGGGUCUCGAAAACGUAAUUUACCUCCCAGCUAUAAGAUACUAUUGUUGCAUUGUCCUUAAUGUAUUUGAAAAUUAAAAAAUGGAUAUAUAUAUAUAUGCUAUAUUUUUUUCCAUCAUGACAGCCUCAAAGACAUUAAUAUGAUAAUACUGUGUUAACAUGCAUAUUGUUUGUGUUUGUUCUCUAUAACACUGACGGACAUGGAAACCAUUAUGUCAUUUAUGUUUUGUCAUUGACAUCCUCUCUCUAUACCGUUCAAACAUAGGCAUAAUUAAUCCUGUCUUUCACCUUUGUACAAUGCGCCAUUCCUUCCAAAUGAUUCUGUGUUGUUAUGUGAAAACGAACUCAAUACACUGUGAGAGAAUAAAACAGUGCCUGAAAAAAACAUAAGUAUCUUCCUCUUGAAGUACUUUUUCUUCAAUAUUGGUUUUGGAAAUAAAAUUGAUCUGAAAUGCAUUCUGACUAAUGUGCAUGUACAGUGGUGUCUGAAAUUACUGACACCCUUGAGAUUUUGUUUAACAAGUUUUCUCAAAUUCUUGACACCCCUGUCAAUUCUUAGAAAUAAGUCAAAAGUAUAGUAUUUGGUCCCAUAUACUUAGUAUUUGGUCCAACUACAUCAAGCUUGUGACUCUACAAA
Oncorhynchus tshawytscha (Chinook salmon) is the source of this 5211-nucleotide messenger RNA. RefSeq names its product gamma-aminobutyric acid receptor subunit gamma-1-like. Gene Ontology annotation, molecular function: GABA-gated chloride ion channel activity; benzodiazepine receptor activity; inhibitory extracellular ligand-gated monoatomic ion channel activity. The transcript is spliced from 9 exons. The record is from RefSeq and is a predicted model, not a curated record. Gene Ontology annotation, biological process: regulation of postsynaptic membrane potential; nervous system process; chloride transport. Lineage: Eukaryota; Metazoa; Chordata; Actinopteri; Salmoniformes; Salmonidae. Gene Ontology annotation, cellular component: postsynapse; GABA-A receptor complex; neuron projection. Bases 200 to 1606 code for a protein of 468 amino acids.